Macrosiphum euphorbiae (potato aphid) is the source of this 1224-nucleotide messenger RNA. NCBI's taxonomy places the organism in Eukaryota, Metazoa, Arthropoda, Insecta, Hemiptera, Aphididae. The record is from the annotation of a GenBank genome assembly.
AUGAUAUCGUUAUUGGUUUUAAUCACAGUGUGCUUUGUGUUGUCAUCAGCAGAUUCUCCUGUAAACUGGACCGUGGACGAUAACACAGUACCAGAAUCGUUACCCGAUUUGAUGCGCAACAAAUAUUAUAGAAAUGAAGAAAUUCAAAACGCCGUGUUUUGGGCGUAUAAAAUUCAGUAUGAUGUUAUUUCAGAACAUAAUGGUCGUGUAUACGAUGCAGAAACACCAUUAGGAUAUUUCAACGAUACCUUGAUUUUACCUAAGACCAGAGCAUCAUUAAUAAAUUCCAACAUCGUAUUCGAAAAUAAUACCAUCAGUGGCCUAUUGGAUUUUAAAAGCAAUAAUAUCGUCAUACGAUGGUCACAAGACCUGGUAUCCACAGAGAUAGCUUGGAAAGAGCUACAAAUUGUUGGCAGAUAUGUAUUUGUAGACGAGUGGAGAUACGUAACUGGCGAAUAUAAAAUUUUCGUGGACAACAUUAUGUAUCAGAUCGACACGCCGUUAUCCAAAAACAUAGAAUUGUACCCUUUGUCGGCGCCAAAUUCAGCCAUAUCUUAUGGUAAAUUUAGAGCUACUUUUACUGGAAACUAUGCAAUUUCAGACGGAUUUUUGGCUACACGGUAUUUCUUGGAAGAAGUGGCAUUUGCACACGUCGCGGACUACGUUUUGGAAAUGACACGGCAGAACGUGACGUCGGCCAUCAGAGCGGCAGUCCAGCCGUAUGUACAGUACAGGAACCGGUCAGACCCACACUUCCCGGCCUCCGCCGGUCGGCUGGACAAUGGACGGUUCUUCGCAGUCAGCGACCCGUUCGUCGACGGCCUGGAUACCGCGUUGCAAAAGGUGAAGUCUGUGUGGACCGAACCGAACACGGGCGUGUUAAUGGUCGCCGUCGAGCACACGUUGCACAACCUUAACGGUACGUUUAAUCUGCACGUCGUCUCAGAGCUAGCCGAACUGCAGCGGCCCGGCCACGUGAUCGAUUUUGUCAUGGACCGGGUCAGGCUGAGCAUCGAGUACGAUGUACUAAGGCCCAACUGCCUUUGUUCGGCCACCGCAAAAGUGUACAAGAUAACCACGUGGUCACAUGACAGUCAAGAGGACAAGGGACAUCUGCCACAAGUAGCCGCCGCUUUCGCCAACACCGUCGAAGAUCACUUGUCCAUCGGCACGUGCUCAGCCAUCGCAAAAACCAACAAGUACGGUACCAACCCAUGUCAAUGA